Molecule: messenger RNA, 709 nt
Organism: Lycium ferocissimum
Lineage: Eukaryota; Viridiplantae; Streptophyta; Magnoliopsida; Solanales; Solanaceae
Exons: 3
Coding region: 233-709 (158 amino acids)
Source: RefSeq, a predicted model, not a curated record
UUCUUGAAGCGAUGAUGAAGUUUGCAAAAGAGAUGAUAUCAUCUACAACAUCCGAUCCAAAUCUAGAUAUUCCGGUGCUCAUAAAAGGCUACGUAAAAUUUUUAAGGGAGCAAUCGGUGCACUUGAUGGGACAUUAGUACAUGCCAUUGUUCCCGCUAAUCAACAAAUUGUUUACAGAGGAAGAGGAAAGGGUAAAUGUUAUCAGAAUGUAUUAGGUAUAUGUGAUUUUAACAUGGUCUUCACUUAUGUUUAUGCUGGAUGGGAAGGAGUAGCGCGUGAUGCACGAGUUCUUACAGAGAUUGUAUCUAAUCCAGAAAAUGGCUUUCCAUUUCCUCCUUCUAAUAAGUACUAUCUAUGUGAUGCGGCAUAUCCAAACACUCGAGGAUUUCUAGCACCGUACCGUAAUGUUCGAUAUUGGUUAGGAGAUUAUCAGCGUAGGAGGGCCAUAAAUAAGGAGGAAAAGUUUAAUCAUGCUCAUGCACAACUCAGAAAUGUUAUUGAACGUGCUUAUGGAGUUCUAAAAGCAAGAUUUCCGAUAUUGGAUAAGAUGCCUCCAUAUUCUAUUGAUGUCCAGAGAGAUGUUGUUGUUGCAUGUUUUGCAGUUCAUAAUUUUAUCAGGAAGGAGCGUAUAAAUGAUGAACUGUUUAAUCAAUACGAUUCACCUCAAUUAAUAUUUGACGAGGAAGAAGGAGAACAGAAGAAGUGUUAG